AUGCACACUCCUGCUACUUUGAAAUAUGGGGAGUUCCCAGUUGACUCGGGUGAUGAGGACGAUUCUAAGCCGGUGUUGCAGUCUUUGAAGGCCUUUGUUUAUGACCCACAAGAUGAUACCGAAGAGGUACCGACUCCCUCUCCGCCCCGUCCCGGGUUGCCUCCUGCCCCUGCACGGGAGCCGCCAGCUCCAAAGAGUCCUGAAGGCACUGGGCCCCCCAAGGUGGUUGAGGCUGUCCCCAGCAUGGAUCGUGCCACCACCAAAAGUUUGGAAUCUGAAAAAGUUGAGUCUGCUUUUGAUGCGUUUGCCAUGUUGCAAACGGUGUGUGAUGCUGACUUGCUUCUGAAUUCGAAGAUGAUACUUCCAACGUACUUGGAUGACUUGGUCCUGGGUGCAACCAAACUUCCCCCUUGGGAAAAUGAGAAGUCAGCAUUGAGUCUGCAUCUAUGUUUGGGGACGCAAUUCAAUGAGGGGAUAGAACCAGACAACAUGAUGCAGCUUUCCCCACAUGUCGUCACAUGGAUGCAGCAAUUGGUGAACACCCCAUGUGCUACCAUGUGGGAUGCUGAGUCUCAGAAGGCAAUUGAAGCUUACACCAGCAUGCGAAAGUCUUCGGAAGGCUUCCAUGAGCGGAUCAAUGCUACGGAAUCUACUUUGAGUGCUGUUGCAUCUGCUGCCAUGAGGAGUUUUGAUGACACCCGGAAAAUGUAUGAGGGAAAACCCAACCAGGAACAAAUGUUGAUCACAAAGGCCACUACGUUGUGCAAAUGGGUCACCAGCCGCCAGUCACAGGCCCAGGAGUCCUUGGAAAAGGCUGCUGCAAGGCACGAAGAUGUCCGUGCUGCCUUUCUGGCUGAGGUUUCCCGCAUGGUGGUGGCUGCACACCAACAAGUCUCUGAAAAAGAGGUCCCUGUGGUAGAUGAGAAUACUUUGUUUGAACAGCUUGACAAAGACCUUGAAAAUGAACUCGGCAUGGGAUCCACAGAACCAGAAAAGGUUUCUCUGAAGGAGACCCCUGAGGAGGUUGUUCCUGAUACCAAGAGGUUUGAAGCCAUUCUUUCGACGGCUUUAGCUGGGGUGCCAGUUGAUGAUCCAACCCACAAAGCGUUGGUAGAGAACUUGGGGAAGGUCUACACCAGGACCCUUUUUGGUUCUCAACCUGUCCAUCCACCUGCUGGCGAUGAUCAGACUUCAGCUGAUGACAAGGCACCGGCUAUGAUCAAGAAGGAAUCGUUGGCCGAGCCUGCUGAUCUGCCAGUACCUCCAGCUCGAGCUCCUGCUCCGGCUCAGGAUCAUGAGUCUUUGGCGAAUCACCCUGAUGCUGUACGUUUGGAUGAUGGUUCCCUACGUUUCCGGCACAAGAACAAACUUGAGACCUGGGAUGAACGCACUGCGAGAAUUGCUCAUAACCAGUAUGUGAAAUUUUCCCGCAGUUUUGACAAUCGUCCCUUGUUGACCCGUCUCUAUGAAGAGUGGGUGCAAGCAGGAGGCAACUGGGCCCAAAGUACCAUAGUGACCAACCACAGGGCCAAAACUGGCCAGAAGAAACGAGGAAAGUAUGUGUACAAGCCCUUCAAGGACCUGAGAGAGAAGUUUGGACCAAGCCAUGCGAAAAACAUUCGGGAUGGGAAGUACGAGUUGGAGGCCAAGAGGGAACCAUCCGACACGUCGCCGGCAUAUUGGUGCAAGCACCCAGAGCUUCCAAAUGACAAGGAUUGGGAACUGUUCCGGGUUUGGGACAGUGCUGAAGUGGAGCACACCGAAGAGGAUGAAACGGAACAUCAUUUCCGUCACCAUGCUGAGCUCACAUCAGAACAGACUGGUGCGGUUAUGUCAGAUCUGGUGAGGCGACCUGGCCACCAUGCUAUCCCGAGUGCUCCUGCUUGCCCUUCGAAUGCUGCUGCGCUUCCGGGUGCUCCUGGUGUGGGCCAGCCAGGUUUGGGUGAAUCACAGAAACCAGAGGCAGAUCGAAAGAAAGCACCAAAGGCCCCAAGUUUGCAACGCAAGUUUGCUGGGAAAGUGUCGACUCUGUCCAGCAAGAUCACUGAGCUCAAGUGCAUGCAAACACAACUCAGUGCUUCAGAUUUGUCAGACUCAAUGAAGACAGCCUAUGGGGAAGAGCUUUCAAAAACGAUGGCAGGGCUAGAUGCUGCCAAGAUCGCCCUUGAAACUUGGUACGCUAAGCGAAUCCCGGAAAAGGACAUCGUUGAUGGAGUGAAAACUACGUAUGAUGACUUGAUGGCCCUUGGAGACCAAGAGAUCAAUCGAUUCACGGGGACGACCAAGUCGAUUCGCAAUGCCAUAGCUCCUCCAAAGCCAAAGCCCAAACCAAAGGCGAAGGGCAAACCUGCUGACGAAGUGCCAGCUGCUGCUGCUGAAGCAAACCCGUGA
Molecule: messenger RNA, 2391 nt
Organism: Cladocopium goreaui
Lineage: Eukaryota; Dinophyceae; Suessiales; Symbiodiniaceae
Source: the annotation of a GenBank genome assembly